This is a messenger RNA of Pararge aegeria (speckled wood butterfly), 2404 nucleotides long. RefSeq lists its product as uncharacterized. The record is from RefSeq and is a predicted model, not a curated record. The transcript has 4 exons. NCBI's taxonomy places the organism in Eukaryota, Metazoa, Arthropoda, Insecta, Lepidoptera, Nymphalidae. The coding region runs from base 711 to 2030 and encodes 439 amino acids.
GACUUGCGCGAACGCCUCCCGAGCCACCGCUGUCGUAUCGUGGCCUUGUCGUGUCGUUGAAAAUACUGCCUGUCGUGAGCUAAAAACUUGAUCAAUCGAUACCUAGUUUGUUUGGAAGAUUUUUGAGAUUUUUUUAUCCCACUUCUGAAAAUAUAGUGUGUGAAUCGACAAGGAUGUUGACACUUAACGAAAAGUUUUGUUUGUUCAGUUAAUUCCGGAAAUUUUCAAUAUAAACAAAAAAUAGGUGUUUGUGAUGUUAAAUCAAAUUAAUUGUCCGUCCUGUAAUUGUGAAAACGCAUAUUUUAAACAUGAGGAAUAAUAAAAAUCUGCCCCACCGGUCGUAUUUGUAGUAUUAGGAGCAGUAUACAAAAAGCUUAGGCGAAGUUGUAGUUUUCGGGAGUAUUAUACUAAUAGAUUUAUUGAGAGCUGUAUACAACAGUGUAGGGUAUAGUUUUCUAGAGCGAUAACAAAUAGCUGUGGUGUCGGGAUUGGUAUAGAAACAACCGUGGGGCGAGUCGUUUUCGGGAGCUGUAUACAAACAGGUGUGGAAUACUUGUAGUUUUCAGUAGCGGUAAACAAACAAUUGUGGAAUAUUAGUAGUUUUCGGCAGCGGUAUACAAACAGUUGUGGUGUAAGCUGUAGUUUUCGGGGGCGGUAUACAAACAGCUGUGGCGUAAGUUGUGUUGUGUAAUCACGUAGCUUAUCGCACGAUGGCGCUUUGCGACAAGUGGGUCGCCCUGAAGAUAGUGGAGUUCUUGUUCUGCGUGGCGUGCUUAGUUACGAAGCGCGUGUCCAGUGACGAUGAGGCGCGACUAGCGCUUCUCCUGCAAAAGCUGUCCCGGGAGUGGUCGCUGCUGACGUCGGUCACGUGGGACAACAUCGGCGGAGCGUUCGCUGACGCGGUGUAUGGAGGUUACGUGAUCAUAACAUUCGCGUUAAUAUUGGGCAGAGUCUUUCAAGAGAUACCAAGAGGACGGCGGAUACUUGAGAGCGUACUUCUUGGCUUUGGGAUCGUCUUCUUUAUUGUUUUGGGUGGUCUAGCGCUAGCUUCUCUAGACUCAGUUCCGAAUAAUUUGAUAGUGAACGCAUCUGUACUGGGUUCACUCUCAUUGGUCGUCGCUGCACUAUUCCUCAUAGAUCUCAUGGGCCCUAGAAUCUACACAGCCACUCGGCCGUCACAGACAGACCAGACCAUAUCUUCGCCUAAAUCUGAGAAGAAAGUUUCGAUUGUAACUCAGGCUGUACAACCACCGACAUCAGAUGUAGUGGAUGGCAAGCAGAAUGGACAUUUACAGAACGGAAAACAAAAUGGGCACGUGCCGAAUGGCAAACAAAAUGGUCACGUUCAAAAGCCCGAAAGACCGAAAGACUUGGAUCUAAGUAAGAUGAAAGACAAAGAAACUAUAAUUGAAGAUUUAUUUGAUGAACCUAAUAAACAAAGGAAACUAGAUGAUCUGCCGAUUGAGAGAGAUCUGGAAAAAUCAAAGUUCGGAUCCUUACGUAACGGUCUCGAGGCAGGAAAUUACGUGCGUCUUUCCGAGCCGUUGUCUAUACCAGACAAAUUGCAUUAUGAACAGGAGCUUGCUAAGUUUAACGAGAAAUAUUUGCAAGACUAUUACGAAAACGUUCACGGGAGAUUGUCCGUUAAAGAGGAUUAUUUGCCAGAGUUGCAAACGCCAAUAUUUUCUAAAGUUAAGACUGGAAGAUUGACAAACUUGUACGAUGACGUUUCACCAAGUUACGAACAGAAAAGGUCGACUUCAAAAUCACCCACAAGAGCAAAGACAGUGCCAACGCCUACAAUACAGCAGCUCGAAGAUUAUUUGAAAGGCUCGAUUAGAUCCAAAAGAUCCGAGACGCCCGCUUUGUUUCCAAUGGAGCCUAUUGAGGAAAAGGACCGGGAAGGUGCUGACGCGGAAGGCAGGGCGUCUGGUACUCCAAGCGACCGAGGUUACGUACAAUACACUGCCGGUAGAUGGCCUGACAAAACCAGACAAAUACGGACACCGAGACAUAGUCCAACUCAAUGAUAUUUUUUAACCUAAUGACUGAUGACAUUAAGUCAUCGUUGCGAACUUGAUGUGACGUGAUUAAUGAGCGGUUUGUGCAAUUAAUGGAUCUGACUGUGUGAUGGAGCAGAGUAUCGCACGAAUUAAUCCAUUUUCCGGUUUUACAUGUUACGUGUAAUUAAUGGUUAACCAAAUGUAUUAUUUUUAUAAUUACUGCCAUAGCCGCGGUGUCAUAAUUAAUUUAUGGCGUUGUUUUGUUUAAAACAUUCAAGUAUUCUUAGUAUUUGUAGAUGGAAAUCUACUCAUAGUUACAUUUAAGAACUAAUUGCGUUUUUGUAGUUAUGUGAAAAAAUAUUUAAUGCCUAUUCUUAUGAUACCUUUAAGGAAUAAUUGUA